GAAAGCAGAAUGAUAAAUCAGCUCAGAAUACUGCAAAACUGAAGAAUCAUGGGCGUGGAAUGUUUUUGAGCAGCUACGGGAAUUAAAGGUCUUUAUAAUGGAAUGUUAUUAUUACAUGAGUGACUUAUCAUCCUUCUGACCAAAACUGAAAUCAAAUAAUCCAUCAACAUCAUGAAUCAGUACAUCAACAGGCAAGGAUCUGCUGUUUUGACACUGAUUCUUCAACAUAUAAUAUUGGUAACAGCUUAUGGUUUUUCCAAAUGUUACCUGGCCUAUAACAACACAUAUUAUGCUGACUGUACAGCUAAUCAUGUUGUGAACUUAACUACAGCAAUUCAAUAUCUUCCUACACAAACUAAAUGGUUAAAUGUAUCCCAAAAUGAAAUCACCGUGAUCCAAAAUGAAGCCUUUUGUCACUUGUCCAACCUCCUAGAACUUGGGCUCGGAAGAAACAAAAUCAGCAAAAUUGAAAAAAGUGCAUUUCAUUGCUUAGACAAACUUUAUUUUCUUGAUCUUAGCUAUAAUUUAAUUAAAUCAUUGGAUUCUCUGGAUUUUCAAAAGCUUACAAAUCUGUCAGUUCUAAAUAUUAGUCACAAUAAAAUAUGUACACUGCAAAAUGUUGUGUUCAAACCUUUAAGAGCCUUAAAAGAACUUAAUUUAGCCUUCAAUUGUAUCUCAGAUUUUCGAAUAGUGACGGAAUCAAUCCAAAACAUUCAAUCACUUUCUAAACUAUACCUGAAAAAUAAUUAUAUACGUGACCUAAGCGAUAAAAGAAGUUUUGUUGUUCUUCCAUUUCUACAAUACUUAAACCUCGAUUAUAAUAAAAUUUCUGUGUUUGACCUUACAUACUACUAUUUGCCUUAUCUAACAGAACUCAGUUUGAUUAGAAAUAAUAUGACAGCAAUAAAUGGGAGUUCAUUCUACAAUACACCUAUUUUGGAAAAUGUUUACUUUGAUGAAAACCCAUUACAUAUUUCACAACUUUUGGGAAGUCCGCUCCAUAACCUAACAGAACUUCAUUGGUCAAGCAUGAGGCCUGCACUUCAAAAUUAUUCAAUGGCCUGCCAACUUUUCCAGACGUUACCAAAAUUACAAUCACUGGACAUAAAACAUUCAAAGAUAUCAAACAAUAAACUGCAGAUUAUUGGUAACUGCACAAACCUUACAUCAUUAACACUGUCCACAUCAGCUAUACAUAGAUUAGAUAACAAUGAACUUCAGACAUUUAAGAAUCUUGAGGUUCUUUACUUAGAUAAAUGUAAAAUUACAAAGAUCAGAAAAAGUACAUGGAACGGGCUAGUGUCCCUACACACAUUGAUACUACAAAGAAACAAACUUUCUGAGCUAGAAAGUUAUUUGUUUACUCCCCUUAAAAAUCUUCAGUUCCUAGAUCUAUCAAAAAACCACUUGACAUAUGUAAACAAUAAAGCAUUUUAUGGUUUAGAUACUCUAAGACAUCUCACUCUUAAAUUGUGUAAUAUUGCAUUCCUCACAAAAGACAGUUUUAUACAUUUACAGAACCUUAACGUGUUGGAUGUAAGCGAGAACUGUAUAUUAACCAUAAAGGAUAAGUCUUUCUACAAACUCAACAAACUUAAUAGUCUUUUUUUGUCAGGAAAUAAAAUAAAAACAAUUUCCAAAUAUGCGCUAGAGGGUCUCAAGUCAUUGAAAUAUCUCUCUUUAUCAGAAAACUUUAUUUACAAAAUAACAAAUAAUACUUUUAAACAGCUGAGAUCACUUGUUAGUUUGGACCUCAGAAACAAUCAGAUGUGGUCAUUUAAUAAAUUACAGUCCCCAAAUCCAUUUGUUUACCUUAAACAUUUAGAAUCCCUGGAUCUAAGCUACCAGAUGCUUGAGGAUUUCAUGAUUGUACCAAGAACAUUGUUGGAAGGCCUCCAGUCCCUGAAAACAUUAAACCUUAGAGGUAACCCAAGCCAAUUUUUCAAGAAUGUGUCAUUUGAUUAUCUUUCAAACUUGACUGAAUUGGAUAUGUCACAAAUCUACCAAGAUAUAGAAGGUCCAUUACAGUUUAGAGCGGGGUUAUAUAAAAAACUUGCUCAACUGAGGUAUCUUUCACUUGACAAUAAUAGAAUACGUGAGCUUCCAGAAGAUAUAUUUGUUCAUUUAACCUUGCUAGAAAACCUGUCACUCAAAAACAACAGACUUAGAAAUAUUAGUAUGAACAUUUUGCAAAACUUAUCCCACCUAACCUUUUUUGAUAUAUAUUUGAAUCCACUUGCAUGUUCCUGUGAGAACUAUUGGUUUCAGAACUGGUCUCUGUCUAAUCCUCUUGUACAAGUGCCAUUUAUUCAGUCAUACAAUUGUUAUGGCCAGUUUGUUGGUGAGAUUAAUUUUGCACAUCAGGAUUUUAGUUUUUGUGGAACAGAUAUUUCUAUGUUCUUUUUUAUUGGAAGUUUUGUUACAACUUUACUGCUAAUAAUAGUAAAUCUUCUGCUGGUAAAGCUGAAGUGGACUAUAUGGUAUGGCUACUAUAUGCUACGUGUAUGGUUCCAGUGGAGGAUCCAGAAGGAGAAAAAAGUUUAUAUUUACGAUGCAUUUAUUUCCUACUGUUCAGAUGAUGAGUUGUGGGUCAUGGACAAUCUGUUAUACCAGUUGGAAGAGUGUGGUCAACAUCGGUACAAACUCUGUUUUAAGCCUAGAGAUUUUAUGCCUGGAAAUUACCACAUAGAUAACAUUCAGAGUGCUAUUAGUAGUAGUCGCAAGACUUUGUGUGUAGUCAGCAAAAAAUAUCUAGAAAGUGAAUGGUGCCUGACAGAGGUUCAAAUGGCUUGUUCAAGAAUAUUCUAUAACAAAGAAGAUGUCCUCCUCAUGGUGUUCUUGGAAGAAAUUCCAAAUUACAGACUUUCUUCUUACCACAAACUAAGAAAGCUCAUAAAACAAAAUACCUACAUUAGAUGGCCUGACGACCCAGAGGGUGAAGAAAUCUUUUGGCUUAAGCUUCGCAAAGCAUUAGAUGAAGGGGUUUAUGAAGAGGAUACAGUACAGCUUGCCGUGACAAAUGGAAAUUUUGCAAUUUAAGAACAUUUCUGUACUAGAAUACUAAAAUAUUUUGGGCCAGAUGACAAGUGGAGUGCUAUUUAUCACUCCCGCUCGCGCUUUUUAGACAUGUAUAUGUACGUAUGUCUAUGUUGAAGCCCUUUGCAUGUCUUUUUUUUAACACCUGAAACCUCAUAUCUUUGAGCCCUUAUAAAAUUUUUGUGAUAAAAAAUUUAAAAUAAUUUUUAUCAUAUAGUGUUAUUUUUUAUGUGCUUUGUGACACUUUUUUGUUUCGCAAAACAGUUAACCAAAGCUCUAAGGUUGCAGUUUUAUCACACAAACUCUCCUUUCGACGUGCGUAAACAGCCGUGAUAAAUCCGAUAUCGCUCACACUUAACUGUAUUAGCACGUCACUCGUAAUCUGGCCCUUUAUGUAUAUAUUGAUUUUCAUAACUAUUACAAAAUUAUAUAU
This is a messenger RNA of Bombina bombina (fire-bellied toad), 3469 nucleotides long. RefSeq names its product toll-like receptor 13. The coding region runs from base 172 to 3039 and encodes 955 amino acids. Gene Ontology annotation, molecular function: protein binding; transmembrane signaling receptor activity. The record is from RefSeq and is a predicted model, not a curated record. Lineage: Eukaryota; Metazoa; Chordata; Amphibia; Anura; Bombinatoridae. Gene Ontology annotation, cellular component: membrane. The transcript has 3 exons. Gene Ontology annotation, biological process: immune response; toll-like receptor signaling pathway.